Lingula anatina is the source of this 608-nucleotide messenger RNA. RefSeq names its product peptidyl-prolyl cis-trans isomerase-like 1. Gene Ontology annotation, cellular component: catalytic step 2 spliceosome. The record is from RefSeq and is a predicted model, not a curated record. NCBI's taxonomy places the organism in Eukaryota, Metazoa, Brachiopoda, Lingulata, Lingulida, Lingulidae. Gene Ontology annotation, molecular function: peptidyl-prolyl cis-trans isomerase activity. Gene Ontology annotation, biological process: protein folding; protein peptidyl-prolyl isomerization.
AUGCGAAUUGACUUCGCAUCCAAGAUGUCGGGAAUCCCACCGAAGAACUGGCAGCCGGCAAAUGUUACCCUGGAAACAACAAUGGGUAACAUAGUUAUAGAGCUGUACUGGAAACACGCCCCCAACACAUGCAGGAACUUUGCUGAGCUGGCCCGGAGGGGGUACUACAAUGGGGUUAAGUUCCAUAGAAUUAUUCCGGACUUCAUGAUUCAAGGUGGUGACCCCACUGGUACAGGGAGAGGUGGAGCAUCCAUCUAUGGCCAAGAAUUUGAGGAUGAGAUCCAUCCUGACUUGAAGCACACUGGGGCAGGUAUCCUGUCCAUGGCCAACAGUGGACCUAACACAAAUGGGAGUCAGUUCUUCAUUACAUUGGCCCCAACACAGUGGUUGGACGGCAAACAUGCUAUCUUUGGGAGAGUGGCAUCAGGUAUGUCUGUGGUCCAGAGACUGGGAAUGGUCGAAACUGACCAGAACGACAAACCAGUGGAGGACGUCAAGAUACUGAAGGGACGAAUCACGCCCACCUGAGGAAUAACACGCGCUGAUUAUUGGUGUAAUGGCUGGCCAAUGACUGAACAGGAUUGGAUGAAUGAAGUGGGAAUGGACUG